AGCUACCCAGCCCAGUCCAAUCAUGCAGAUACAGGGAGACGGAGACAACCUCAUCCCCUUUGCCAAGUGUUCCAGGGUGGUCAGCCGAUCUCUACCCCCCAGUUUGCCUUCCCAGAGCCUCAGACCAAUGCCCCAGCGUUAUGGAGAUGUCUUCUGGGAGAACCUUAGUCAAAGGCCCAGCCCCAUCUGGAUGGAGGAACAGUAUUUUCCACCCAUGCUGAGAGCCGCCGGUUGCUCCCAGCCUGGCCUGUUCCCCCCUGAGGGGCUCCCACCCCCCGAGAUGCUUUGCAGAAGAAAGAGGAGGAAACCACGUUUGGAGGGAAUGCAGCAGGGACCUGGGGGCAUCCCUGCCCGGGUAAGGGCUGUCACUUAUCACCUGGAGGACCUAAGGAGGCGUCAGAGAACCAUCAAUGAACUGAAAAAGGCCCAGUGGGGCAGCUCUAGGGCUGCAUCUGAGCCCCUAGUGCUUGACGAAGACACCUGUGGAUUCCCCAGCACCACUGAUCUGGAAGAGGAGAGGGCAACCUACCCACAGGAACAGAACCAUUUUCUCGCUCCUGGCAGGGCCCAGCUGCUUUGGUCUCCCUGGAGUCCCCUGGGCCAGGCAGGGGCUUGCCCCUCCAGGCGGUGGAGCUCUCUGCUCCCCUUCCACACUGUCACAGCCAGUAGGAACCCCCUUUCCAGCCCCUGGGAGAUGGAGUUUGAGGAGUAAGGAGAAACCAUCCGAGCCCACGAUGCUGGUGCUUCCUCGGGGACCCAAGACUAGCUGCAUCACCAGAAGCGCCCCCAUUGCUGGCCUCAAGGGGUUUCCCUUCCCUCGGCCUCUCCACCUGCCUUUCCCGUCCUCUGGACUAGGCAUUAACACCCCUCGUGGGCCCAAAUCUCGGCCUGCCCCUCUCCCAGCAACUCCCCAAGUCGUUUUCCUCCGGGCCGCACUCCUGCCCUGUGCUUUUCUGUCUGUUCUGUUAUUAAAAAUCAAGCAAGUGGA
This is a messenger RNA of Galeopterus variegatus (Sunda flying lemur), 988 nucleotides long. It is a transcript of the gene INCA1, whose product is annotated as inhibitor of CDK, cyclin A1 interacting protein 1. Lineage: Eukaryota; Metazoa; Chordata; Mammalia; Dermoptera; Cynocephalidae. The record is from RefSeq and is a predicted model, not a curated record. Bases 23 to 712 code for a protein of 229 amino acids. The transcript is spliced from 6 exons. Gene Ontology annotation, cellular component: cytoplasm. Gene Ontology annotation, molecular function: cyclin binding; cyclin-dependent protein serine/threonine kinase inhibitor activity. Gene Ontology annotation, biological process: negative regulation of cell population proliferation; negative regulation of cyclin-dependent protein serine/threonine kinase activity.